Molecule: messenger RNA, 1637 nt
Organism: Tetranychus urticae (two-spotted spider mite)
Lineage: Eukaryota; Metazoa; Arthropoda; Arachnida; Trombidiformes; Tetranychidae
Gene: Sgf29
Product: SAGA-associated factor 29
Cellular component (GO): SAGA complex
Source: RefSeq, a predicted model, not a curated record
UUGAUUGUGAUUUUGUUUUGAAAACAUCAACUAGAUUUUAAAUAAUAAUUCAUUCAAUAUUUUCAUUCUCAAAUCAUUCGUAUUUUAAAAAUGAUUUACAUUAACAAUCACAAGUUCACUUAAGUCUACCUAUGUUUUAUAUCCAAGUUCAAACUGCUAUCCCUAUUGCUAUUAAACUUUAAUCAGCUUAUCAGCUGAUCGUGUGAUAAAUAUCAAAUUUAUCUAAAUAAUGAGUAAACAUCUAAAUAAUUUCAUUUGAAACAAAAUUAUCUUCUAGGUGGUAAUUUACAUCUACAAAAGUAAUCAAUAUUUCAUCUUUAAUAUCUUUACUAUCGUGUGUUUUGGAUAUUACCAUGCAAAGACUGAUGGAUAAUGGUGAUAAUAGUUCUAGCGAAGAAAUAAUCUAUGAUAAACUGCGAGAUCUGUAUUCCCUUAUUGAACAGUGUCAUGAAGAAAGGAAUAAAAGUGAAGGCAAUCUAUCAAAUAUUCGGAAAACUCACGAGAAGAUGCAAAAUGAGCCACAAAAGCCUUACUUCAAGCAAAAAUUGAGAACUCUGUAUAAAGGUGCGAUUCAAGAUUGCGAUUCAGAAAUUGAAGUCCUUUCUAAAUCUUUGGAUCAAAUAUUUGAAAUUCGGACGUUAAUCAAGAAACGCCCCCGAAAGAGUGGCCUUAGCCUGUUUACCAAGGAAACGUCAAUAAGAAGAGGAGCUUUAAUGAAGAUGUUGCAACAAAGUGCUUUAACUCUACCACUAUUUAUCCGUCGCAACAAGGAGGGUAAAACUCCUCCACUUUGUGGCUCUGUCCCUGCUGAACCCAAUUAUGUCGGAAAAGUUGGUGACAUGGUAGCAGCGCUGGUCAAAGGUCCUGAUGAAGAUGAGAAUUGGAUUCUCGCGGAAAUUGUUUCCUACAAUUCGAAUACAAAUAAGUACGAGAUUGAUGAUAUUGAUGAAGAACAGAAGGAAAGACAUACAUUGAGUCGAAGAAGAGUGAUACCACUUCCAUUAAUGAGAGCCAAUCCUGAGACAGAUCAUGAAGCCCUUUUCGAGAAAGGAACCCUCAUCUUAGCUUUAUAUCCUCAAACUACAUGUUUUUACCGAGCAAUAGUCCAAGAGCCACCAAAAAAUGCUCAAGACGAGUAUCAAGUUUUAUUUGAAGAUUCAAGUUAUCCUGAUGGGUAUUCACCUGCUCUAUCUGUACCUCAGCGUUACGUUAUUGUUUCCAAAGAUCUGCGUCGAAAAUGAUUUAUCAAGUUACAUUAUAUUAAUAGGAAAUUCAAAUUUCUUAACUCUUAUCCUUUCUCUUUCAUACCUUUUUUCUUUCUCUCCUUCCUUGAUCUCUUCAUAUUUCUUAUUCAAUCAUGUUUUUGUCUAAACUCCACCAAAGCCGGAACACAUCAAACUUCACUUCACACACCAUUAUUCAUCAAAUUUGUAAUAUCUACCAUCGGAAGCGAAAAAAAUAGACAACCUCUUAUUUUAUUAAAGAUUAAUGAUCUUCCAAUAAAAGGUUAAGAAAUAUUGUAUUUAAACAUAUCUUCAAACAGCAAUUAAAUAAGUUAUUUGGAUCGUAUUUUACUUUUUCUCGAUUCAAUAGAUCUUAAUUUCUCAUUCUCAAAAUAAAAAAAAUCUUUAUUUGAA